This is a messenger RNA of Colletotrichum truncatum, 2289 nucleotides long. The record is from RefSeq and is a predicted model, not a curated record. NCBI's taxonomy places the organism in Eukaryota, Fungi, Ascomycota, Sordariomycetes, Glomerellales, Glomerellaceae.
AUGGAUAAGGUCAAGAUUCCCCCCCUCAAGACUCUAACUCUUAAAUCCCGGCCCCUCACCAGCCACGCACUCGCCUUCUCCUGCGACGCUGAACUCGCAGUCGCAGCCGACGACUCUGUCCACGUCUUCCUCCCAGAGUUCCCGUCAGCAGAAGAACCAUCCGCACCAACACCGGCCCCUGCAGCGGACGACAACGCCCUCGCAGCGGAAAGCGGCCCAGCUUCGGUCCUUGCCGCCGCAGCGGCCGCGGCCAAGAAUGGCGAAAAGAUCUCCCGGCAACAGUACUACACUUACAUCCUCCGCAUCCCGACAUCUCGGAAACCCGAUCCGCGCAUGAACGCCGCGCUGUUUGCCGCCCAGGGUAUCACCGUGCCGUCAUAUGACGACGACUGGGCUGCUUCGGGAGGGGACGACCCUGCCUCUGCAUUCGAAGGCGUUGGGUCCGGCACGGUGACUGGGUACGGGGCGUCGCUGAACCAAGUUGUCGCAGUGGAAUGGUCCCCUAGUGGCGUCGGGCGUAAUUUGCGUGCCGUCCUGGCUGUGAUGCUCACUAACGGUGCCCUCAUCGUCAUCGGCGAAGGUGAUGGCGGUGGUGCCAUUGAUCUAGGUGCGCGGAUGAGGAACUUUAGGGACUGGAGGAUCCUCUGGGGUAUCGGAGCCAACAUUCCGCUUCCUGAUGCUAACAGCGACGAUGGAGCGUACCUCCCCAAGGACAAGAUCCGGUCGUUCGCAUGGGCACGGAGAAUCGAGACUGGCAGAGCGAUGUUGGCGUAUUCUACGGAUGAAGAGGAGGUUGUGGUAUUAAGCAUACAGUAUUACCUCCCUAGUGGGAAAGACGAUAGCUCGGACGCCGGAUCUUACGUAUGGGAGGUGGAGGAAGUUGCACGGUUUGACGGACGGGGACCGCAUCCCACCCCAGGUAUUAUGGAUCCGGAUUACGUGCCAUACACCUCCGCCUUCUCGGUAAAGUGGUCCCCGUGGCUCCUGACAGAGAGCACAAGGACGGCCAUCAUCUCUUACUGUGCGCGUAACUACGUCGGCUUCCGACGCAUCACGAUUCCUCGGGACUGGAAUCGCGGUGAGGGUCUCGAGGUUUGCUUGGAAGAGACGGAUUUGACGGGCUUCUGCGCCCACCUCGCUUCGGACGCCUUCGUCGAGUGGGAAGACGCCGUUUGGGAUCGCGAUGAAGCCAAGGUCUGCCGAGGCGUCAUCGCAAGUCCUUUCAAGGCACUGCCGUUCCAAGUUGCACUCAAUGCACCACAAGGGACGGCGAAGGAGGGCCAUGACACAAGUGUCUGUGGCACGACAUACCCCAAGGAUACUACCUCCUUGGAUGCUACGAAUCCUAUAUCGGGUAAGUUCUUGGUCUAUUUUUCCAUCUUUUCUCCUGACAUGUCGAAACCAACAAAAGCCCCUUCUUACUCGCUUGUCCGCCUCUCAGCCACGGCGACAAACGACAACUGGUUUCAACAGAAUGCUGCCGAGGCAUCCUCGGAUGCUCUUCCCAAAUGGGCCGAGACCAUCUCUUCCACGGUCAAAUUAUCCGUCCCCGUCGCAAUGCUGGGUCGCGGAGGUACUGCAGCGGUGGGGGAUGCCGAGUCCGUCGCAUCAGAUAGUUCUGAUUCCGAUGACGAUGACUUUGACUUGCCGGAAGAUGCGGGCGAGCAGAUUCACCCUUAUAGAGUUAGACUGUGGGGCUUGACAGUAUCGCCAGCUGGAGGGGUCAGCGCAGUGCUGAUGUCGCAGCACAGCACGCAGCAGCCGGAGAAGUCCAUCAAGACGAGAGUCAUGUUUGGCGGUCAGGUCAUGGCGUCUGCUCCAUCGUCUGCGGACCAGAUGGACGUGGACGGGGACGAUAGACGGAGGGAGAGACCACCAUUUUGGGAUCACCUAAGUACCGAGGCCAAGAUGUGGGAUUGGAUGUACGGUGCCGGACCUGCCGUCCCUGGAACCCUCGUAUCUGACGGAGAUGCGAGCGUUCGUGAUGUCUCUUUGAAGGAGAAUCUUCAAGAGGUCAAGGUAAAGCAGCGGUGCGUGUUUUGUCAGACGUCUCUGAGGGAGCUUGGGAAGGAGUCAAUUUGUGAGAUGGGGCAUAUCUUUGCCACUUGUGCCGCUACUGGCCUCGCCAUUCUUGCACCUGGUAUCUCAAGGGCGUGUGCUGUCUGCGGAUUGCGUUGUCUGGUGGCGAAAGAGGUUGUCAAGAUUGCGCAGGAACAUCUUGGUCCGGAUGCCAAGAUUGACGCCUCGGAGCAAGUUUGCGGUGGGUGCGGCGGAAAGUUUGUUGUGUAA